Messenger RNA from Seminavis robusta, 1184 nucleotides. Lineage: Eukaryota; Bacillariophyta; Bacillariophyceae; Naviculales; Naviculaceae. The record is from the annotation of a GenBank genome assembly.
GAGACAGACCUCCAUUGAAAGAUCCAACGGCACUGUAUCAUUGCUGAGAUAGUGUAUCACCAUGGCAUCAGAAGCAGCCACAGGUACUAGUACUGAUACCAGUACUUCUGGUAGCACUCUCCCCUCCCACCCCACAGCUCGUGCCUUUUUCGACGCUCUUGAUUUGCAGAAACAAAAAAAUGAUACUUCUACUAGUACUACUAGCAGUAAUUCUACUAGACGCUGCAGUGCCUUUGUACAAAAGCAAUUGACAUCGUUGGGAUGGCGGAAUCGUCACUCACAAGACCCACACUAUCCCGUCACUGUCUUGGAUGUUUCUUUUCAAGUCCAGCAGAUGCAACGAGGAGAAAUCGAAGGCACUUACGGGACGGGAGCUUGUGUGUGGCCGGCCGCCAUGGUGCUUGUCAAGUACAUGGAACGACAUUCUCACUUGUUACGACAGAAAGUGGUUGUGGAUCUGGGAUCUGGAACGGGACUCACGUCCAUUGCUGCUGCCAUUCUGGGCGCCAAGGUCGUCGUUUGUACGGAUGGAUGCGAUCCAGUGGUCCAAUUGGCACGCGAUAAUAUUCGGAAGGCUGCUGCUAAAACGACUGGUAGUAGUGACAAUGACAAUGAUGAUCAGAAUGCAGCAGUCAUGAUUCAAGGUUGUCCCAUUUACACACAAGAAUUAUGGUGGGGCAGAGAUUCCAUUCAUCCUUCCUUUCUGCAACAAGACGACAAUGCUACAUGUACUAGCAAUAUCGAUGUGGUCCUGGUGGCUGAUUGUGUGCUGCCCAAAUUAUACCCCAUUGCGCCAUUGGUGGCUGAAAUUGACCAACUUCUCCCACAAUCCACCAAUUCGAUGGCACUGAUCAGUUACGAACAUCGAUACUAUCCCGAAUAUGAUCCACGCGACAAGUUUCUAGAAUUGGCACAACAACGAGGACUGACGGUACUAAAGGUUCCCAUGGAGGAACACGAUCCCACCUAUUCCGUAGAUGACAUUGAAAUUUGUAAAGUCAUGCGAACCACACAACCAAAACCAAAACAAUCACAGCAAGAGUCAUGAAAGGUUCUCAACCCACUAGCUAGCAAGUUUCUAUAAAGUUAAAUUAAAUAGUACAAUGACUAAUAAUAAUAAUUGCACAUUACGGAUGCUCCCUCGUCGUCCCCACGCCCUGCAAAUUAGCAUCUCUGUUUCCCAU